Molecule: messenger RNA, 1431 nt
Organism: Notodromas monacha
Lineage: Eukaryota; Metazoa; Arthropoda; Ostracoda; Podocopida; Cyprididae
Source: the annotation of a GenBank genome assembly
GUAACUGCUGAUCCAACAAUUUAUCGCUCCAGGGCUUUUCCGUCUGCACAGAUCUCAUAUCAAAAUUAUAGAAGCCAUGAAAGCAUUUGGAAUUUUGAAUAUGCUGAAAAGAAGGAAACUGAUCGUAUCAUUGAGUAUCACGAAACUAUUACUGUCAAUUGCAUAUUUCACAUCUUCCUGGAAUAUCUUCAAUUAUCGCAAUAACCGAGUCGACGAAAUCGAAAAAUGCCUGAGUGUGUUCCAAAGCAACGGCAGCUUGAAAAGUGAUCUCAAGUGGGAAUUGUCACAUUGCAAACUCAAGAUUUUCCCGCAAAUAGACUCGGAAUCGUGUCUCAAGCGCAGAUUCGCAAACAAUUUCAACAACCGAUUCUUCUUUUUCGGAGACUCGACCAUUCGGAUAAAGGCCAUGGCCCUGGCAAAGUUCUUCAAUCUUACGUUGGAUUGCAAGGACAAUUGCGACGAUUUUAGAAUGGUGAUCAAGAUGCACUGGGAUGAUGCAGACUCAAACACGACCAUCGACUACCUUCUGAAUCCCUUCUUCAACCCCUACACAAAGCUUCCUGAAGGUACACCAAUCGUCUUGUUUGGAGGUGCAGCGUGGUUUUCCCGUCCACCAGAGCACUUGACAUUCCACGAAGAUCCGUACUUUGACCUGCUACAUCUUCCGAUACCAGUAAAACUUGAAAUACACAAAGACAGACUCGACCGACUGCUGAACCACCUCAUCACAUUCUGGAAAAUACAGACCAUCAUCUGGAUUCUUCCGGAAACGAUGCACGGCAAUUUGACACAGUAUAACGAGCAUAUUGACACUUACAUUCAGCAAAGUCUCGAUGUGAUUUCCAAGUACCGGGACAAUGUGAUCGUUUGGUCCAGUUGGAGGAUGUUCUUCGACCAGUUCGAAAAUACUGGACGUUUCGGGACUAUCAUGAGAGAUGAUCUGCACGUGAAGGACGAAUGCCAGCUCCACGGGAUGCAGCCAUUGCUGAAUUUCCUGUGCAAUCCAGUUGAUGAAACACUUGACUCGGAUUACUGCUGUCACAAAUCCGAUGUGUUCCUGAAAGAAAAAAAGAAACAUCUUUGACUCGAAUUUUCUGCUAGUACUUCAACAAGUAUCUGAACAAAAUAGCUCUCAUAUAUACAUUCAAACAUAACGAACAACAAUAGUAAGAACAAAUGAAAAAAAUUUUCAAAUUCUGACGUACUGAAGAUAUUGUCCUUGAAAAUGAAACAUCCUGGAAAACCCACCAUCAGGGGGGAGCGGAAAAAAUAGUGAUCCCAAUAAAAUGCAACAAAAUCUGGCUCUGUCAUCCCUUUCUUAAUAUAAUGGUGCUGCAGUAGGUUGGUUUUUUUUUUUUGAGUGGGCUAGUGAUAUACAUAGGCACUGUAAUUAGUUGUCAUUUUGGGGGCAACAAAUGGAAAUUAAUUAAC